Molecule: messenger RNA, 1700 nt
Organism: Camelina sativa (false flax)
Lineage: Eukaryota; Viridiplantae; Streptophyta; Magnoliopsida; Brassicales; Brassicaceae
Product: putative receptor-like protein kinase At1g33260
Biological process (GO): protein phosphorylation
Cellular component (GO): plasma membrane
Molecular function (GO): protein kinase activity; ATP binding
Source: RefSeq, a predicted model, not a curated record
UAACGUCAGUGCAGCUUCUUCUUCUUCUUCCUCUUAUUAAUCACAACUGGUCAAACUCUGCCUCUCUCUCUCUCUCUCUCUCCCUCUUCUUCCUUGAUCCAAAAAAAUUAAAGAAACCAUUUUACUCUUCUUUCUUCUUCUUCUUUUUGUUUAAUCACAAACCCACCAAACACACACAUUCCUAAAAAAUCAGAUCUUCAUUCUCUGAUUCCUCUGUUCCUUCUUUGUCGGCUGUUACAAAAACCCCUCUUCAUUUUCCAAGAAACCCACUUUUUUUUGUUCUCUCCUCCUUAUUAAUCACAGAACACUCCUCACUCAAACUCUCACACACCAUUUCCAAAAAUGUCUUGUUUCUUAAGUUGUGUCCGUUUCGACAUGACAGCCACAACCACAACCACCGACAACAACAAACCCACGGUUCAGGAAUCUGGUUCUGUCUCCGGUGUGACUUGUUACACAUGGGACGACGUUGAGUCUCUCACUUCCAAUUUCUCUAGACUUAUUGGUUCAGGUGGCUACAGUAGUAUCUACUUGGCUCGUUUGUCUGGCUCUAUCAACGCUGCUCUCAAGGUUCAUGUUAGUAGCCAUCGUCUUUACCAAGUGUUUAGGUCUGAGCUUGAGAUUUUGCUUCGUCUUCAACAUCCUCACAUUGUUAAGCUUCUUGGUUACUUUGACGAUUCAGAGGAAACUGGUGCACUUUUACUAGAGUACCUUCCUCAAGGUAACCUCCAAGAGAAGCUUAACCGCAACAGCAAACAAGUGUUACCAUGGAGAAACCGCACCGCUAUAGCGUUUCAGGUUGCGCAAGCAAUUGAACAUAUUCAUGAGAAAUGUAGUCCUCAGAUUGUGCACGGCGACAUCAAAUCCUCCAAUAUCCUUCUUGACAAACAUUUCAACUCCAAGCUAUGCGAUUUCGGAUCAGCAAAGGUCGGUUUCUCGUCGAUGGUUCAGCCUUCUAAGACGAUGUCAACAAUGUCACCACGUUCCAAGCAAGUGAUGAUGAUUGGUUCUCCUGGUUACACAGACCCUCACUACUUAAGAACAGGGAUUGCUUCGAAGAAGAUGGAUAUGUAUGGGUUUGGAGUUGUGGUUCUCGAGUUGGUUUCAGGGAAAGAAGCGGCUAGCUCUGAGAGAGGUGAGAUGUUGGUGCACACAGCAGCUCCGUUGAUCCAUGAGAUUCUUGAUUCGAAUGGAUAUAUCGAAGAAGAGAAGAUGAGACAGUUCUUGGAUCCAAGGUUGUCCAGGGAUGCUAGUCUUGAUUUAGAAGAGGUUAAGACAAUGCUAAGUGUGGCUGCUUUUUGUCUUCGUAGCGCUCCAUCGUUGAGACCAUCGGCUUCUCAAGUAGUCCAAACUCUUGUCAAGAAGAUCCCGUCUUUGUCUUUCCUCGGUUGUGGAAAAGAAGAGUGAUAUAUAUGUAUAUAAAAUUAACCCGUGUGUUUUUAAGACGAUGAGGUUUAGGUAGUGAUUGUUGUGUGUAGGUCUAGUUGUUGGUUUAUCAAAAGACACAAAAAGAGGUGAGAAGAUUUGAGUUUUGUUGUAUAGGAGAUUCUGUCGAAAACAACCCGAAAAAAAAAGAUGGAAGAGUCAAAUGGUUCUGCUUAGUGAUGUGUAUAGUAAAGAGCAAAACAAACAAUUCUGUGUGAAUUGCAUUUUGUAAACAUUGAUGUGUGAUGAUGUUUUAAUACAAACGAUUGAGAGAA